UAUAUAUUGUAUGAGUAAAGACCGUAAAUAGGACCGGGAAAAGGGGGGUAAGUUAGGUACCUAAGAUCGGUACCUGGUGGGUAUAACCGUAUAGUGCAUAAUAUUGGCUUAACGGGUGAUGCGGAGAGUAUGGUGAUCCUUGCAUCGUUCAACAUCGGCCCCACCAAAACUUUUAAUCUUGACCCCUCCAACAUUUUUUUCACAUCCAUCCACAUCUCCAAAGCAUGCAUAUAUUGCCUAUCUUCAAGAAAGCAUUGUAAACCACCCAGUUAGACGAAAUGCCGUCCGUUAAGAACCCUAACGGGCCUUCGAAGAACCGCCUCAUAGCCCGCGCUGCCAAAGCGAGGAAGCAGAACCAGAAGCGCAUCAGCACCGCCGCCCUGGACAAGAAGGGCCGAGUCGCCAAAGCGGACACGAAGCGCGGCGCACGCCCCGGGCUAUUGCCAACGAGUGGGCCAAACGCAGCUCUCAGCUCGAAAAAGAGGCGCAAGCUCGAGCGGAAGAUGAACCAUGCUAUGAAGCGCAAGAUGGAGACCGAGGGUGAGGUUGAGAUGAAAGAUGUACCUGCGGAAGAGACGACCGGAAUUUCCAAAGAGGAAAUGGCUGUCGAUACUGAGAAUAUCUCGUGAGCGCACGUUGGCGUUUUACGCCCGAGUUACGGCAUAACACACCCUAGACUCGACCGAUAUUCCGCCAUUUUCACUUCGCAAAGGUGUUUCCGGCCCGGAUAGAAGAACCUGGCAGGCUAGCACUCCAUUGGAAA
This is a messenger RNA of Daldinia decipiens, 763 nucleotides long. RefSeq lists its product as uncharacterized. The transcript is spliced from 2 exons. NCBI's taxonomy places the organism in Eukaryota, Fungi, Ascomycota, Sordariomycetes, Xylariales, Hypoxylaceae. The record is from RefSeq and is a predicted model, not a curated record. The coding region runs from base 279 to 629 and encodes 116 amino acids.